This is a messenger RNA of Linum trigynum, 1171 nucleotides long. The record is from the annotation of a GenBank genome assembly. NCBI's taxonomy places the organism in Eukaryota, Viridiplantae, Streptophyta, Magnoliopsida, Malpighiales, Linaceae.
CCAUCGAUGCCAGAAGAAAAUGGCGGUGGAUGUUUGGUCGGAGAUUUCGAGCGCAGGUCUAAUCAGUCCAAGGCUUUCCUUCUCCCGUGACCUCACUCAGACAACAGAGCCGGAAGCCGACGCCGGUCACCGCUCCAGAUCAGAUUGCUGUCUUCUCGACCCCGACUUCGAUUUCUUCAUCGGCGGCGGGAACGAUUUCCGGGGAGAAUUUUCCUCUGCCGAUGAGCUCUUCUCCAACGGUAGGAUCUUGCCUGUAGAAAUCAAGAAACAACCGCAACAGCAAACUCAAACUGCCACCGGGAAAGAAGCGAUUCCCAUUCCUCUGCCUCCGCCUCCUCUGCCACCGGCUCAGCAAACUGGGCAGAAUGAUUCUUCUCCACAGCUUGAGUCGGAGAAGAAGAAGCUGCUGAAGGAGUUCUUGUCCAUGAGUCUCGAGGGAGAGCACGAAGAAGAACAGAGUCAUAACCCGCCGCCGCCCGCGGCGGUGGGAGCGAAAUCUUUCUGGCAGUUCAAAAGAAGCAACAGUGUAAACUGCGACGACAUCAGCUGCCGGAGCAGAGGAGGGCUAAUCCGAUCCCUACAUUUCCUUUCGAGAAGCAACUCAACUGGGUCUGCUCCAAAUCCACCCAAGAAUAAACCCAAGGAGGAAAACCCCUGCCAUUUGCGGAAACAGAGGUCGGUUCCCAACAGGAAAUCGCCAUUGAUGCCCAGCAGCUCUGUACCCUGUUACUAUCCCUACAAUACCGGAGGGCAGCAACAGCAAAAAUCGAAUCUUCCGGCGUUGAGGAAAUGCGGGUCAUACGGCAAUAACGCCGCCGUGAUUAGAAUCACCCCGGUGCUGAACAUCCCGCCACCGGCUUUCAUGUCCAGGGGAACGGUCAACUUUUUGGGGCUGGGUUCUCUGUUCUGUAACGGUAAGGUUAAUAAAAAGAACAAGAAGAAGAGAUAGAUGAUCAAAGUUACCAUCUUUACUCAUUUUCCUUUCUCUUUUGCCAUUCUACAUAUAAAUUUGAUUUUUUUUUCCUCCUUCGAUCUGAUCAUAUGUAUAUAUGAAAUCCUGUCGAAAGUACAGAUGUAUUUGGUUGCCUGUCAAUUUGGUUUCUGGAUCAGCCUUCCCUUCCAUGUGACCUCUUACUACUCUCCACAUUUCUAAUCAAAUUAUUGGAUCUAA